CGUAAACUCGCAUAAAUGAACAGUAGUGUUAUAAAUAACCAAAGAACAAGCAUGAAUGUUUCACAUGAAGUGGAGUUAUUGAUUACAGAGAUCAAAAGACUGGGCAAGCAAGAUGACACGGGAUCUUACAGUGUCACAUUUGGAGAAUUAUUUCAUGAUGAACAGUGUGCAAACAUUUUCGAAGCUCUCGUUGGGACGCUAAGGGCAGCAAAGAAGAAGAAGGUGGUCAGCUAUGAUGGGGAACUUCUACUGCAAGGCGUCCAUGAUAACGUUGCUGUCAAACUACUGAAAGAAAGUUUAUGACACCUUUACUCUAGUCUUAGAAUUUAAUUUUCUUUGUAGACAGUAUACUCAAUUUUGCAAUGUAGCUUACAGUAUAUAUUAUGCAAUAAUGUAAUUUUUUUAACAUGACUCAUCUGCUGUAUGUCACUUAUAGUGUUCAAGUUUAUACAUGAGCUCAGUGCCGAGUGUUUAAGCAAUAUUCAUGUUCACUUUUUAAACACUGCUGUGACUGAAUGUUAGUAUUUUGAAGAUCAAUUUACACAUGUAAUUGUAAUUUAAGUAAUCAACUGCUUUCAGAAAUAUUACUGUAAAUUCUAACACAAUAACCUACAUACAUGUAGAGCAAAAUCUAUCUCAGGUUAUUCUGCAAUAAACCACCCGCGUGCAAUGACGUCAUCUGAUCCAGGUGCGUAGCACGGUCGUAAAAAGUAGUUACUAUUUUUUCUGACACUGUUGAUACUAGUAUGUCGUGUUAGAAUCGAAAUAAUAAGUUCCCAAGUGUGAUUUAUUGUAGAAUAACCAGAGUUUUCCAUUCUUAUGCGAAACAAUAUAUCACUUAGGCCUUAAAGGCCUUCGUGAUAAUAUAUUCUUACGCAUAAGAACUCAAAGCACGGGUUAUUCUACGAUAAACCACGAUUGGGAACUUAUUAUUUCUUAAAUCAAGUUUUUGAAAUGAGUUCAUUAAAGCUUUAUUCAUCAAAUGUCAUCACAAACACAAUAUUUAUGAAAGUGCUGUUAGAGUUAUAAAUUGCUCAUUUAGCUUGUUUACAUCAUUAGAAUGUCUUUUUCUUUUGAAGACUAGGGUCUGUAUUCACCAACGUUACAAGUUCAAAAUUUAGUCUUUAAGCAUAAAAUUUCAAAUUGCCACAACUUCCUUUGUAAUCAAUCUGUGUUGCUGAAACUUUGCUUGACUUUUUGUUGUGGUAUAUUCCAUAUCCGUGCAAAUUUGGGUUAAAAUCCGUACAAGAUUUACAGAUAUAGGGCAAAACUUAAUUUUAACAUUUCAAAGUCUAAGGUUCAGACUUAAAAGUUUGAUGAAUACAGGCCUAGUAUCUUUAGCGAAAAUGUGCUAUUAAUAUUUAUGAUUUUAAGUUAAUAUUUGGAUGGUUAACUUCCAAGUGUGUAAAAGCUGGUGGUUGAUAGAAAGGCUUGUGUUUUGUAGUAAAUGUCUAUCUGUUCUAACAUUUUUGUCUUUUUCUUUGCAAAAAUAUUGGCUUAGAAGUAAUAUUCCGAGUGAUCAGUAGAUGUUUUUGAUCUGGAAGCUACCUAAACUUACAAAAUUCAACACAGGGAGAUAAAAUACCAGUUAGUGCCUGGAAUAUUUAUAUCAGACUCAUCAUUUAUGUACAUAAUUGAGUCAUUACAAAAGGCAGUCAAUAUAUCAUUUAGUACAUGAUUUUCCAUGAUAUAAUUUUGUACAAUCAAGACAUCAUGUACAUGAUUCUCAGUGAUUUAUGUGCAACCAAUACUUGUACACAAUUGCCUGUGAUAUAUGUGCAGCCAAGACAUCAUGUACACAAUUGCCUGUGACUUAUGUGCAGCCAAGACAUGUACAUGAUUGUGAUAUAUGUGCAGCCAAGACAUGUACAUGAUUUUGAUAUAUGUGCAGCCAAGACAUGUACAUGAUUGUGAUAUAUGUGCAGCCAAGACAUGUACAUGAUUGUGAUAUAUGUGCAGCCAAGACAUGUACAUGAUUGUGAUAUAUGUGCAGCCAAGACAUGUACAUGAUUGUGAUAUAUGUGCAACCAAAACAUUAUGUACACAAUUGCUUGUGAUAUAUGUGCAACCAAAACAUCAUGUACACAAUUGCUUGUGAUGUAUGUGCAACCAAAACAUCAUGUACACAAUUGCUUGUGAUAUAUGUGCAACCAAAACAUCAUGUACACAAUUGCUUGUGAUAUAUGUGCAACCAAAACAUCAUGUACACAAUUGCCUAUGGUGUAUUUGCGUACACAAUUGCCUGUGAUGUAUUUGCAACCAAGACAUCAUGUACACAAUUGCCUGUGAUGUAUUUGCGUACACAAUUGCCUUUGAUGUAUUUGCAACCAAGACAUCAUGUACACAAUUGCCUGUGAUGUAUUUGCAACCAAGACAUCAUGUACAUGAUUGUCUGUGAUAUAUAUGCAUCCAUCAUUUCUUUUUUGUUGCUAGAGCUGAGCUCUUUCAUCAUAAAAUUAAAUUUAUUUCUUAGUUUAAUAUUUAUUUUUAGAUAUACACUUUUUUCAUCAUGACUGUCUAGAUUUACAGACAUCCCUUGAAACUUCAUAUUUCGAGUGCCAAUUAUUUAUAUGAACAUUUUUUUUUUGUACCUUUAAGGUGUUGCAUGUUUUGACUGACAUAAUUAUUGUAAUGGUUAAACUAGGAGUAGUUAUUGCAUGCUGUCUGAUAAUAAUAAAUGAUUCUAGAACUGUUUUCAGUUCUGGGAAUUCAACUGGCAGCAAAAGAAAAAAUGUGGCAUGUAAUUGUUUGGUAUUUGAUGGGGAAUGUGCAAGCUCUUGUUGCCUUGUAACAUCAACUUCAGGAGAGAUCCUAGAUGGGCUUAUUAUAAAGGGUGUUAACCCUUAGCCAGC
Molecule: messenger RNA, 2852 nt
Organism: Mercenaria mercenaria
Lineage: Eukaryota; Metazoa; Mollusca; Bivalvia; Venerida; Veneridae
Product: costars family protein ABRACL-like
Exons: 3
Coding region: 16-303 (95 amino acids)
Biological process (GO): regulation of actin filament-based process
Source: RefSeq, a predicted model, not a curated record